AUCCUUCUCCUAGGGGUAGCAGGAGCAGCACCACCAACAACAACACAAUCGAACCUCCCCAUCGUAGAUCUGGGGUAUGAGCUCCAUCAGGCUUUCUCCCUGGAUGAGCAAUCGCAAACUUACAACUUCAGCAAUAUCCGCUACGCUGCGCCACCGACGGGGUCCUUUCGCUUCCGACCACCGAUCCCCCCAGCUCAAGGAAAUCGGUCGGUAGUGCAGACCGGAGCACAGGGACGGGUGUGUCCGCAAGCUACGUUGAAGUGGGAGGAAGAUGUUAUGCCCGAGUUUGUGGCCGAGGUGUUGUCUUCUGCAUCGGCUGCAGCUUCGCCAUCGGCAUCAGCAGAAGGGGGAGAAGCGUCGACGAGUCCCGCGAGGGAUUAUUCACCCUUCGCCGGGUCGAUAGGGGGCGACGAGAGAGUGACUGAAGAUUGCCUGUUCUUGGAUGUUGUCGUCCCUAGAAAGACUUUUGAACAGAAAGCUCUUCAGCAAAAGCAUCAGAAAGAAGGCAACGGUUUGGCUCCGGUCCUGGUCUGGAUUGAUGGCGGUGGGUAUAUCUCUGGCCACAAGUCGGAGCAUAACCCCAGGGGGUUGAUGCAACGCAAUAUGCUCGACGACGAUGGGAUUGUUUAUGUUGCGCUCAAUUAUCGGCUAGGAGCUUUCGGCUGGUUAUCAGAUGGCAAUGGGACCACUGCUAAUGCUGGUCUCUACGACCAACGUCUCGCACUGGAGUGGGUGAAGCGAUAUAUCAACCUGUUUGGCGGAGAUCCGGACCGCAUCACCGUCAUGGGUCAGUCAGCUGGCGCAGGGUCCAUCGUUCAUCAAUUGGCCGCUUAUGGAGGCAACAAGGAAGCAAAAUACCUGCCCUUUCACCAGGCCAUCAUCCAGAGUCCCAUGUGGUAUCCCUUGACGGUGAACCAGCAAACGUCAGCGCGAGACGCAUUCCUCGAAUUGCUGAAUGUCUCAUCCAUCGAAGAGGCACGGUCUCUUCCAUCGGAUCGGUUGAUUUCGGCCAAUGCAUAUCAAAUCGCAAACACGCUCGUCUACGGAACCUUUACUUAUGGACCGGUCGUAGAUGGAUCACUCAUCGAAGACUUGCCGAGUAACAUCUUGCUCGACCCCGGCUUCGAAUGGCAGGGUCUUCGCAUCAUGACAGGCCAUACUUCCAACGAAGGCCUUAUCUUCACUCCGCCAGCAGGAGUGAACAGCUCGGCCUAUUCGACUAUCCUGAGCGACUUUCUCCCGAAUCUGGUCCCCGAAGUGGCGGAGGACAUCGCCCAGACGCUCUAUCCACCAACCUUCAACACCCCAGCAGCCAGUCUAGGCUAUAGCGAUGCGGUUGGAAGAUUAGCUCUGACAAUCAGCGACGCUUUCUUCAGGUGCAAAAACCUGUACCUGAGCACUGCCUUGGAGACCGUAUACGGGUACAGUUUCGCUGUGGCUCCAGGUCUGCACUCAGAAGAUCUAUACUUCACCUUUUAUGACCCUACAGACCCCGACUCGAGCGUCGUCGAUGUCGACGUUGCGUUGAUCAUGCAAGAUUAUAUCGCUUCCUUUGUGCAAGAGGGCCAGCCCUCUUCUUCCAUUGCCAAUGCGACAGUCUGGAACUCUUAUUGGCCACAAGGCCAAGUCUUGAACAUCCAAGCGGGCAAUAUAUUAAGCGUCCCAGAUCCGGUGGACAUGGAUCGAUGCCAGGUGUGGUGGAAUAUCACCGGCUGA
Messenger RNA from Aspergillus aculeatinus CBS 121060, 1716 nucleotides. RefSeq names its product carboxylesterase family protein. The transcript has 3 exons. The annotation marks the transcript as partial. NCBI's taxonomy places the organism in Eukaryota, Fungi, Ascomycota, Eurotiomycetes, Eurotiales, Aspergillaceae. The record is from RefSeq and is a predicted model, not a curated record.